Molecule: messenger RNA, 2345 nt
Organism: Colossoma macropomum (tambaqui)
Lineage: Eukaryota; Metazoa; Chordata; Actinopteri; Characiformes; Serrasalmidae
Gene: srpx
Product: sushi-repeat containing protein X-linked
Exons: 10
Coding region: 75-1460 (461 amino acids)
Source: RefSeq, a predicted model, not a curated record
CCAUACCUCACUGGCUACGCUGAGCGGGCUCUCGUGUUUCUGGGCGGAGGAAGGCGGGCUCUGCUGGAGCAGGAAUGCGCCGGAGGGACUCCUGCACUCCCGCACACUUUAAGAUGGACACCUGGCUGUGCGUGUAUCUGCUGCUGGGACUACAGCUUUGCCGCUGCUUCGCUUACGACGGGUCGGGGUACUGGCCCUACACCGACGAUGAGGAUGUACGAUACACAGGUGUGCCAUGGUGUGCUCCUGUCAAGGUGAAGCAUGGCCAUGUGAGCUGCCUUACGCCACAUGGGGAGCGUUACCAUAAUGUUCUUGCAACCCGAUGCAAGAUCCAGUGCAAGAGAGGCUACGAGCUGCAGGGAAGCAGCGAGAUCCUGUGCAUGGCCAGUAAACAGUGGUCAGGAAAAUACACAUGCAGAGAGGUACGCUGUCCGAAGCUGGCCAUGCCAUCAAACGGUGGCUACAAGUGUUCUGAUGGCUUCUACUUCAACUCUCGCUGCCAGUUCUUCUGCUCACCAGGAUACACACUCCGCGGAGACCGCAGUGUUAUCUGCCAAAGCAGCAAGACAUGGAGCGGGGGCCAGAGUGUAUGUCUGGAUGUGGAUCCUCCAAGCAUUAAAUGUCCAAGUGUGAAAGAGAAAACAGCAGAGCCUGGAAAAUUAACUGCAAAAGUGACCUGGGAUACCCCAGAGGGCAAAGACACAGCAGAUGGCAUACUCACAGAUGUGAUUCUAAAGGGGAAGCCUCCAGGCACACAUUUUCCAGAAGGAAAUCAUAAACAAUCAUACACUGUUUUUGACCGGGCUGGAAAUAAAGUUACCUGUAGAUUCAACAUCAGAGUGAAAGUGCGCCGUUGUACCCCACUGUCAGUUCCUGAAAAUGGCUGGAUGAAGUGUGACAGUGCUGGGGAUAACUAUGGGGCCACAUGCAAUUUCCGCUGUCUGGGAGGUUAUGAGCUGAGAGGCAGUGCUGCCCGAGUUUGCCAGUUCAACAUGGAAUGGUCCGGUAUCGAGACCAGCUGUGCAGCUAUGAACAUAAAUGUUGGAGUGAGAUCUGCAGCUGAACUACUGGACCAGUUUUAUGAGAAACGGCGCCUUCUUAUAAUCUCUACCCCCACUGCUGCUAAUCAUUAUUACAGAUUCCAGAUGUCUAAUUUACAGCAUUCGCAAUGUGGCUUGGACCUGAGACAUGUGACUGUGAUUGAGCUAGUGGGGAUUUAUCCAGCUCAGAUAGGGCGCAUCAGACACCGACUUAUACCCUCAGGACUGGCCCUACAACUCAGACUGCUGCUGCAGCUGUCCCAGAACUCAUUUAACCUGGUGCUGCUGGAUAAGCAGGGAGUGGACAAGCAGCGCUACACAUACCCCAUCACAGCAGCAGAAAUCUUCAGUACUAUUGAUACCUUCCCCCUGCGCACUGAAGAGUCCAUCCUGCAGAAAGAGGCAGGACACAGCUGCUAGAUAAACAUGCGUUCACACACAAACACAUAUACACUCAAGCAAUCCUCCAUCUAUUCCUACUUGGUUUAAAGGUAACCAGACUACAUGGAGAAACAGGGCAGAGCUGCUACAUACACAAAUACGAAUGCAUGAGAGAGUUUCUUUUGUACUUGUGUAUUUUUAAAGUGCUUUACUAUAUUUUGUGUUUUUACACAUAUAUAUAUUUAUGUUAAUAUGUGUCAGAAUGGAUAGUCUGCCCACCUUCUGGCAGUCCAGUCAAAACUUCAUUUGUUUACUUGGGUUCUUCUUUUGUGAAACACAUAUGCUGAAUUUCACCCUGAAAUCUCCAGUUCAAAUAUGUCCUGUUAUUACUGAUCAGUGCACUGCAUACACACGCUCUCAUAUAAAUUUCCUUUACGAUUGUUAUUAUGUUAAAUAAAAGUAUAGCUACACCAAACACUGAAAGAAUGCAAAUGACAUGGAGUCACUUUGAGGCACUACUUUCGAAAAUAAUUGUAUUUAAAAGUCAUGUGCAAUCAUAUGCACUAAUUUAACCAGUACUGAACUGUACUGUGCUUCUUAAGUCAAACAGUGAGGGGAAACAACUAUUGAGAUAGUUAUUCAAUAUUUAAUAUUAAUAUUUUAGUUAUUUAUUAUACUUCCAGUGCAUAUAUCCACUUCAAUAUUUCCAAAUUAACAGCAUUAGUACUUUGUUGCAGAGCCCAUGUUGAGCCAAAGGUAAUUGACCUUUUGCAGCAUUGUGGUUCAGUUUUGGGCCAUUCCUCUUGGGAAACCAUUUUUAAUUUCUUUAAUCCCCUGGCUGUAUCUUGCCGUUGUUUUCUUGUUGAAAUGUCCAUCUCCUCCCCAGAUUCAGAUUCUUGGCCAGUAAUAAAUUUUCCUCUUGUA